Molecule: messenger RNA, 984 nt
Organism: Ictalurus punctatus (channel catfish)
Lineage: Eukaryota; Metazoa; Chordata; Actinopteri; Siluriformes; Ictaluridae
Gene: mixl1
Product: Mix paired-like homeobox
Exons: 2
Coding region: 45-887 (280 amino acids)
Biological process (GO): regulation of transcription by RNA polymerase II
Molecular function (GO): RNA polymerase II transcription regulatory region sequence-specific DNA binding; DNA-binding transcription factor activity, RNA polymerase II-specific
Source: RefSeq, a predicted model, not a curated record
AAGCUCGUCUUAACGUCUCCGUGUUUGUCCUUGCAGACUACAGCAUGUACGAGAGAGCGGCUCUGGUGAAGAACAGCAGGCCCGUGAUGGACAGCGCGGCUCUUCUAACACACCGCAGGAAGAGAACCAACUUCACCCAGCAGCAGAUCGAGGUGCUGGAGAAAGUCUAUUCGGACACCAAGUACCCGGAUAUUUACCUGCGGGAGAGACUGGAGGUGCUGACUGGUUUACCUGAAUCUAGGAUCCAGGUAUGGUUUCAGAACCGGCGUGCCAAAUCACGGCGUCAGGUUGGAGGUCUGGUUCCUGUGAAGACCAAAGCAAGCGUUCCCAUCAUCCCAAACAGACCACCGGCUUCGUACCCGCUUCAACACGAGCAGCUGGGGCAGGAGACCAGGGGCAAGUUCACUCAUCCGGGCCAGGAGCUGAGAGACGUCUUCUCUCAACCACACCGAGGCUACGACUCCAACUCCAUGUCCUGCUUGUUCAGUCAGGCUAGCGAUGACCAGAUCCGAGUGGAUCAGGUGAAGAGAGACGGCCUGCGCGACGUUCAUCGGUACCACAGGACAAGCGGACACGUUUCAGCGCAGAGCAAGCCCGAGCCCUCGGUGAAGCCCAUAUUGGUGGACUAUGACAAUUUCCCUCCUAACAGAACCAUCGGCCCGGACAUGAGAGUGGUCAUCCCUCCAGUCCCGACGCAGGUGAACUUCAUCCCGAACCGGUCGCCACCGACGAAGAUUACCCGUCCUCUGCAGCACACGCAAGUCAGAGUGCCACACGACAGCCUGGGUCAUUUUUCACCCAUCGGCAGCAGCGACACGGGAGAUUUUUCAGAUUCUGACUCCGACUGGGAGAAAGAAGCCCUGGCUGGGUUUAACGCUUUCAUAUAAUUAGUUCGAUUCCCUUUUCAGCGAAUGUGUAUAAAAAAAAAAAAAUUUUUUUUUUAAAGAUUUUCAAAUCAAUUAUUUAUUUUAUAAAUAGUUGCAC